This is a messenger RNA of Brassica napus (rape), 1648 nucleotides long. RefSeq names its product homeobox-leucine zipper protein ATHB-53. Lineage: Eukaryota; Viridiplantae; Streptophyta; Magnoliopsida; Brassicales; Brassicaceae. The record is from RefSeq and is a predicted model, not a curated record. The transcript has 2 exons. Gene Ontology annotation, molecular function: sequence-specific DNA binding; DNA-binding transcription factor activity, RNA polymerase II-specific. Gene Ontology annotation, cellular component: nucleus. Gene Ontology annotation, biological process: positive regulation of DNA-templated transcription. Bases 840 to 1514 code for a protein of 224 amino acids.
CUAUUGAUUAAGAAAAAAUGUCAGAUUUUCAAAUAUAAAUAAAAUUCUGGAAGAUUCGUGGUUAUAGGCUAGUCACUAGACUAAUGUAAAAUAAUAAUCAAUAGGGAAAACGGAAAAGGGAGGAGCACAUUGCUUUUCAAUUAAAGGAAAUGAGUGGUCUCGAGCUCCGAAAACAAAUUUAAAAACCCUAUAAAAUUGACUAAUUAACAGAAUAAACUAAAACAACCAAAGACAAAGACAGAUUGUAUAUACAAGUCUAUACUACAUUUGUAGACAAAACAAAAUAAAUUAAACAAAACGUUAAUAUCCAGUAAUUAUCCACAUACAAUUGGAUCACUUGCUUAAUCCUGAGUUUAGUCGCCUUCGGGAUCCACACCACGUCUCUUGUCCACGAUAGUCGUCCACAUCAUUCAAGUGUUUUAUUACUUUCAUUAAAUUGCAAAUUAUGAUGAUGAAAUGCAGCAAUCGUUUUAAUUGUUCCCUCUAACAUGAACCUUUAAUUUUCUUCUCAUGACGCAAUAAAAAAUUGAAAUGAUAAUUAAAUAUUUGAAGACAGACACUUCUGAAAAAUGCUUAAAUGUAUAAAUGUAUUAUCCUCAAUGACACACAACCAAUCUACUGUUCUAACAAAAAUAAACAAAAAAACAAAAGAGGGCGCAUAAGUGUAAAUAAAGGGAAAGAAAACCCAAGAAUAAUAAGGUCACGAUCUUCCAGCUUAUAAAAAGCAUCUCAUAGGACUCUCAACUUCACCAAAGUCAUAUCUUCUUGUACCACUCUCCUUCAAACAUAGUCAGAGAAAAACAGCAACUCUUGUCUAAAAAAUCAGAGAGAAAGAGAGAAUGGAUCAAAAUGUGCUAGGGACUCAAGUGUACUCCUACAUGACCCAAACCCAUGGCCACUGCAUCAUCGUUAACCAGAUCGAUGGAUCAUCAUCAGGCGAAGGAUCAAAGCCGGUGAAGCGGCGGAGGAGGAGGAGGAGCAAAGGGUCGUCCGCCACGAGCGAAGAUGACAUGACGGCGAUCGGAGUGAUGAUGAGGAAGAGGAAGUUAACCGAUGAGCAAGUGAAUAUGCUCGAAUUCAGCUUCGAGAACGAGCACAAGCUUGAGUCAGGGAGGAAAGAGAAGAUCGCCGGAGAGUUGGGUCUUGACCCGAGACAGGUGGCUGUUUGGUUCCAGAACCGCCGUGCACGGUGGAAGAACAAGAAACUGGAGGAAGAGUACGCCAAACUCAAGAGCCAACACGACACCGUCGUCCUCGGCCAAUGUCAGCUCGAAUCUCAGGUAUUAAAACUGUCGGAACAAUUGAGUGAAGCUCAAAGCGAAAUUCGAAAACUUUCGGCGCGACUUGCUCAAGAAACGUUAACAAACAGUCCGAGUUCACCUCGUUCUGUUGAAGCCAAUGGUGCACCAAUUGAUUUCGAGUUUCCGCCGGAUAUUAAUUACAACAUCCCGUUUUACAUGUCGGAUAAUAAUUACUUGCAGAACAUGGAGUAUUGGGAUGGUUUGUAUGUGUAAUUUUAGCAAGUAAAAUAUUUAGAGACUAUGGAUCGAAAAUCAUGUUUAAAUUAACGUAUAAAUAGAUGUUUGUCAACCUGUUGUAAAUGCAGUGCUUAAAAUAUUUUAUUUUAAUAUAUAACUUUGUUGCUCCU